Anarrhichthys ocellatus (wolf-eel) is the source of this 3718-nucleotide messenger RNA. RefSeq names its product ras-related protein Rab-14-like. The annotation marks the transcript as partial. NCBI's taxonomy places the organism in Eukaryota, Metazoa, Chordata, Actinopteri, Perciformes, Anarhichadidae. The record is from RefSeq and is a predicted model, not a curated record. The transcript has 4 exons. Gene Ontology annotation, molecular function: GTP binding; GTPase activity.
CCAAACACAGUGAUCAUUCUGAUCGGUAACAAGGCCGACCUGGAGGCUCAGAGAGACGUGACGUACGAGGAGGCCAAACAGUUCGCUGAGGAGAACGGUUUACUGUUUCUAGAGGCCAGCGCUAAGACAGGGGAGAACGUGGAGGAGGCCUUCCUGGAAGCGGCAAAGAGGAUUUACCAGAACAUCCAAGAUGGCAGUCUGGACCUGAACGCAGCCGAGUCGGGAGUCCAGCACAAACCGUCCGCGCCGCAGGGCGGCCGCCUGAACGCCGACAGCCAGCCGGCCAAAGAAGGCUGCAGCUGCUAACCACAGACGGGAACGACAGGCGCACACAGAGACCCCCCCAUGAGUCCUCUAUGCAGAGUGCGUCAGACUGGAUUCAGCUGGAUUACAUUCAACAGUCCGACCAGCUGUUGGUGAAUCCAGACCUCAGUUCAGAACCCAAAACAAGACUCAACCAUUAAAUCAGGACCUUUCACCAAAUCCAGUAUCUAUCAAGACGUCUGUGGACCAGGUCUCAAAUCUGCAUCAGUGUUCCAACCCUUGGAUCCCGCUGGGUCACGAUGGCUAUCACUAGAAAACCCUUUGCCCCCAAAAACUGGAUCACCCUCCGGACCUCCCAAGUUUGGAGCACUGUUGGCCCGACCCAAAGUGAGGGUUGUUCAAAUUCUGGACUAACCCGGUCCCACGAGAGAGAAGUAUAAAUACAAGGCUCACGUUUGAACCAGACCACUCUACACCAAAAGGGGUCGCCUUAGUUCUUAGUCUGGACCAGAGCCCUGGUCCAAGUCCAGAGCCCUGGUCCAAGUCCAGUCUUUCUCCAGCUCACAUCCAAGCGUGAUUGACCUAAAGGUAGUCUCUAAGCCCAUCACUAGACGAGCAUCUUCCUGGAGGACCCUCCGGACCCCCGUCUCUUCCAAGUCUGGACCCUGUCCACCGCAGUCCAAACUUGGACUAGUCUUGUCCCAAGAAGACAAGUAAAGUUACGUGACCCCGAUAGAAUAUAUCUGAUCACCAAAAUGCAAAUCACCCAAGUUCCAACAUUCCUUCUGACGGAUUCACAGCCCAGCUGGACCGCCCCUGGUCCUAAUUGAGACCUCCUUCCCCCUCACAUCCAGGCUCGCUGCACCGAUGUAAGCCCGGAACAGAACCACCCUCACCCACCACCAGACAACUGGGACCCGACUGAAGUGAAGGCAGUCCAGCUACCUUUUGUCUCAAAUGUAAAACGCCAACGAGACAAAAGAUUCAAUGCCUGGAAUUUGGACAAAACUAUAACCCCCCCCCCCCCCCACACUCUGGACUACACUUUACUUAAAAUGCGUAUGACCCAAAUUCCAACUCUGGACCGAUUCUCAGACCAGAUCAAGAACCACCUGGAGUCCAAACCUUCAAAUUUAGAUCCAAUCUAAUCUGCUAUAAGAUCCAAUCGUCCAAACUCUUGACGUCCUCUCUGAUUGGACGUUUGGAUUCAUAGUCGUACUAACGUCUUGUUCCUGUGUGACAUCCCAGCAUUUGUUCAGUUGAGAGAAAAGUCUUAAAAUGAAUUCCUCACGUCCGUUAACUCCUAACGGAGCGGCCUGAACACAUUCCAGGUUCUUCUUCUUUUUCAGUUUGACAAAGAACUCUUCAUCUCACUUGAGUUUCCUCUAAACCAGAAGAAAGCGGCUGCCCUUUGACCUUCUAGUCCGUUGUGUUUCUGAGUAUCAGAAGACGAGUUUACGUCGUAGAUGUGGAUUCGUAGACCUUUAGAGUCGGAGGUUAGAUUCUCCUCCGGAGGCGGUCUACUCGUUCUGACCACCAGGUUAAAAGCUACUCCUUGUUUGUUUCCACUCAGAAGUGCUUCUGUGGCUCUGGAGGAUCUUUCUGAAGGUUAGACGAGGCCAGACGGUUCUUCAGAAGGACGGAACCAGGUUUCUUUGCUAAAGUUCUAGAAUCCAGGGUUUCUGGAAGUUUGACCCGUAUUACGUUCUAAAGGUGUGGAGCUCUCAGCCGUUACUGCUUCAGUCUCUAACACGGUUCCAUCCUUGUAGAAAUGCGACAUUAAAACCUUUGUUGUGCUGCAGACGGACUCGCUCAGACGCGCUCUAAACCACUGGAGUACCAGUGUAGGAGAGCCAGAACCUCGGUACACAAUAGACCCACAUAUGAACUCACCUGCACACAUUACAGGUCUUUGUACAACAUUCAGGACCCCGAUCCAAAACUGACCUGAAACCAGUUCAUCUAACGGGGUCGGUCAGUGAAUCCUGUUCAGACAGAAACACCGUCGUGGCUCCGCUGAACGUUAUCGACACGUUUUAAAGACUCCAAAGUAAAAGUGUUCUUUCAUUUAAAGGUCACGAAAGAAAACAAGCCGACAGAAGAGAGUAAAACGUAACGGUUGAGUGUUUGAAACAAAAUCAGUGAGUUCAGCUCUGACUUUAAAUGACUCUGCUCUCAUUGAUGUUCAGAGUUACACAAAAUUAAUCCAGCUCUAAAAUAUGAAUAUUCUCUAAAACUGCUUCAAUACAGAAAUAUUCAGAUUAAAGAAAAGCUGAGAAACGUUUCAUCUCGAUGUCUGAACGAGUCCCAGAAGGAACAAAUGUCCCCAACAGGUCAAAGUAUCACUAAUAAACCAACAAUGCACUAAUGAGUUAUUAAAGAGAUAAAAGAAACCUUUAAUCAGUCGAUAUGUUUCACGUUUUACUCCCACUUUUACUUUUCUUUAUUUGUUGUCGUAUGUUUGAUUAUUGAUCACGUAUUCUAUUAGUUUCUGUGUUAUUAAAAUGGUAAAUUUUUAGAGUAAAAUAAUAAUAAAUGCAUGAAUAAUAAAACUUCUGAUGAGCAAGAUAAUAACAAAGGAAAACAAAUCACAUUUAAAUCAGCCAAUAACAUAAAUGUAUUAUGAGAAUCCUAAUAGAAAGUCACAAUUCUGAGAUUAAUGUUUAAUUUACUUUACUGGCUCAUAAUCAUGAUUUAAAUAAUAAAACAUGUUUCUGUUCUUUUCCUUUAGUCGUAGUCAGGUGAUCAUUUUGACAUAAAGUCAUUCUGUUAGUUGUUCAUCGUAAUUUGAACAAUUUUAGAAAUCUAUAUAUAAACAGUAAUUAUUACAUGACUCUGCACACGCUCAGUCAUUAGUUGUUGCAUUUGGCUCCUCUGGGACUCCGUACUUGUUCUGUAACUAAGAAGUCCGGCUCACUUGGAUCCCGUCUGUUCAGGUUCUGGUUCAGGCUCAGACCUCGUGUUCACGUCCGGUCACUACUGAAGUGUGAAGGGUCUUAAAGCCGGUGCUGUUUGAGGACAUCUGGUCCGCUUCAACACAGAGUUUUAACCGAGUCCACGUCGGUCUGAAUGGGGAGUGAUGUCACUCCUGCUCCUCGUCCUCUGAUUGGUGGACAGAAGUCUUCUUCAGCUGUGACGCUUCUGAUCCUUCCUCACUCUAAAACUCGUCGCCCUCUAACGUCUCUUCAUCGCUCAAUAACCUGCACGAAAGAAGUUUGUUUCCUCGUUGAUGCUUUUCAACCAUUUUAACAAAAUUUCCAGAAACCAAAAGGUCACAAAAGCAAAUCGGUGAAAUCAAAGCUGUUGUCUGGAGGUUUGUUGUGACGCUGCCUUAAGCUUCCCUUCGGCAAAGGAAAACAACCAUCUCAUUUAAGAAACAAACAUUAAGGAGUUUGUUAUAGCGCAGCAGCAGCGCUCGUCCUGUAGGGGGCAGUGUUGCUCCCCUUACAGGGCU